Messenger RNA from Lottia gigantea (owl limpet), 1619 nucleotides. RefSeq lists its product as hypothetical. NCBI's taxonomy places the organism in Eukaryota, Metazoa, Mollusca, Gastropoda, Lottiidae. Bases 13 to 561 code for a protein of 182 amino acids. The record is from RefSeq and is a predicted model, not a curated record. The transcript has 5 exons.
GAUAUAGAUGAAAUGAUAAUACAAGCCAGUAAACAAGGCUACUCUACCUUAGUUAAAUUAAGUAGUAGGGGUAUUUCCUAUGCAACAAAUGUUUUUAUGAAAACUGCAUUGACAGGACAUGGUAAACUAGUAGAUCAUCUAAGACGUAGUUAUAGUACUAGUGACCUAUCAGAUGAUGGUACUGGUCUGUCUAGGUCUAGAGAGAUGCUAGAUGAUUAUGAAGAAGAUGAAGAUGAAUUAGAUAACAGACUAUAUGAAGAUAACAGAGAAAUCGAGGCCAGAAAAGAAAGAAGAGUUGUCAAAACAAGUGAUAGUAAAAAAACAGAAAAAUCAGUCAAAAUGAAGAAAGGAACCAGUACCAAUGCAGAAUUAACAAGUGUUAUGGAAGUAGAUGAAGAUGAUGAAGAAGUAGUUGUUACAGAGGAAAUAACCUAUAUACCAGUGACUAGAAAACAUUAUACACAUAAAGAGCAAAAACAGAUAAGCAAAUAUGGAACAUUACCAAAAUCAUACGGACGAACAACUAGAAGCACUAGAAAACCUGUACAUAAAGAAUUUUGAGAGGAAUUGUUGUAUUUAUAGCUUGACCAUUCUAAACCAGGCUGUUUAAAAACUGCACAUGUAUUGAUUAUUUACAAUACAUUGUACUUGGCAUUGUAUUCAGUAACACCUUGAUAUAAUUUAUAUUAUGAACAAAGCACCUGAGACGUGUAAUCAUACACAGUAAUGUAACAGCAUUAGCAAGGGCUUGGCUUUAUAUGCAUUAUAUACACUCUUUACUUUCACCUCGAGAUCAUACUGAAUUGGUCUGCCAAGCAUUGCAGUUUGAGCAUUCUAAAUAAGCCUAAGUUUUUAUGGUCAAGCUAUGCUAUUGUUUUAAGGACUAUAUGUACAAUAUAAAACUGCUGUAAUAAGUCCUAACCUAACAUGUCUUUCAAACUAAUAAUAGAUUUUUACUUCAUGUUGUGUUGUGAUCACAAUAGAUGGCCCAGUCAUAUAGAUUUUAACCUCAGUCAAGUUUGAAAGGAUGAAGUCGUCUCUCUUUUUUCUUAAACUUGACUGCAUGAUGUUGUACAUCCAAGUAAACUAAUACCUAAGUUGUGACUUGUUUAUUUUAUUGUGAGACUAAAAACCUGCACUUUAUUCUAGAAACCUUAAAUAAGAUAAAAAUCCAGAUUUUAAGAAAUACAUUAAUCUGAUUGGAUAAUGAAACAAAAUUUAAAAACAUAGUGAUUGACCAAUCAGAUGAUUGCAGUACUAAAAUCAUCUUAAGUUAAGCUUUCCAGAGUAGGUCCCAGUGCAUUACUUUUAACAUAUCUUAAAAAGUUUAGACUACUAAAACCAGUGAUUUUCGAUUUCUUUUUUCCUAUUUCCUUAAGAUAUGUUAAUGUGAGUAACAAAAUGAAUAGUAAUAUAAACCUGUAAGAGAUAUAAAUGUCCGAUCAAAGCUGUAGACAGCUGGAUUAAAGGCAAACAAGAUAUUGAUUUGGUAGCCCUAUUAAAUUGUUGGUUUGUGAAAACGAUAAGGUGUUGCAACACAAUUUAUAAAUACCAAUGUUACACUAAGAUCACUCAAAAGACUUACGCCAUUUUCACGUCCGAUCAAAGUCAUGGACAGU